UUGACUCUAUCGCUGAGGUGGAUGAGAUUGAGGAUGAUGUCUGUGGCGCAGAUGUGGAUCAUAUGACGUCCAAUAACGUGCUCAGUGUUAUUCAUGCUGGUGAAACGGCUAUUAUGGAAGAUAGCAACUGUUCUGAAUCUGACCGAAGUGGCGUUGAUGAUGUUGACGACUUAAGUGAUGAUGCUGAUGAAAGGCCUGUGUUCAAGUCUGAGGCUGAGAAGGAGCAGUAUGUUAUUGAUUCAGUUCGUGAGUGGGCUCAAGAGCCUGGUGUCUUGUCAAUGACCAAAUUGGAUCAUUUAUUGCACAGGCUAAGUGUUGUGUUCCUAACAUGCCUUUGACCUACACCACUCUUUUUGCUUGUGAGUACAAUUUUCCAAUUUGUGAGCUGCCAACAGGUGGUGAGUUGUGGUACAAAGGCAUUCGGGCCAAUCUUGAUAAGCUGAAGCUUGCAGAGUACCUUAAGAAGUAUAACAAAGUUACUUUGGAUAUUGGCAUUGAUGGUUUACCUCUCAACAAGAAAGGGAAUCCCUCUAAAUUGUGGCCAAUUCUAGGCCAUUUAGUUGGCACUGUCAAUGCUCCAUUUAUCAUCGCUGCUUUCAAAUGGACCCGGGAUCCUCAGGAUGUUAAUUCUUUUAUGUCUGAUUAUGUCAAAGAAGUUCAAGAUUUAUUUAUCAGUGGAUAUACUUUUGAGGGAAAGGAGUACCAAUUUGAAAUCAGAUUCUACAUUUUAGAUGCUGUAGGAAGGCAGUUUUUGAAGUGCAUAACGACUCAUGGUGGGUUUGCUGGCUGUGAAAAGUGUGAAGUAUGGGGUGAGAGCUAUCGUUCCAGGCUCAUUUACCCGGAUCUUGACUCCCUGCUCGCACGGAUGAGUCCUUCCGCCUGCGCACUCAGCCUCGACACCACAAGGGAGUUUCUCCUCUUGAGGCCUGUGGCACAGGAAUGGUGUCUCAAUUCCCGUUAGACCCAAUGCAUUUGGUCUGGGGAGGCGUUGUGAAAAGGCUCUUAGACACAUGGUUAAAUGAAAUUGGUGUAUGGAAAUUGCAUAAUGUAGUUAUUGAACUAAUUUCUGAAGUGUUUCUUUUUCUCAAGCCUUAUUGCCCUGCUGACUUUAAUAGAAAACCCAAUUCUUUAAAGUACAUUAAGAGUUUCAAGUGUACUGAGUUUCGUAGAAUUGUUCUUUAUGAUGGAAUCCUGGCCUUCAAAGACUUGAUUGAUGACAAUAUUUACAGGCACUUCCUCCUUCUCCAUGCUAGUUGUUAUGUCAUGUGUAGUAAGACACUCUACACUCUGCAUCGUGAAACUGUGGUUGAAAUGAUCCAAUCCUUUAUCUCUCAUUCUUCUGUAAUUUAUGGAAAGGAAUUUGUUGUGUACUGUGUACACUCACUAAAACAUCUACCCAGUCAAUGUGAUCUUGGUUUCACAUUAGACGACUUGACAGCAUUUAAGUAUGAAAAUAGACUUAAGUCUAUUAAAGAGGCUCUAAGAAAUGGUCUUCAUACCUUGCAGCAAUUGGCUCGUAGAGACGAAGAAAAAAGUUCAGGUGAUGUCAAUCUUGCUUCAAAGCCAUGUCAUGUCACUGUGUCUUUAAAGCACAAAAUUUUAAAUGAAGUUAUUGAUGGCCAUCAGUUUCGAAAGUUGAAAGCUGGGAGCCUCAUGCUGCGGGUGGGGAAGGCCAAUGGUUGUUUCAAGACCAAGGAUGGAAACAUUAUUGUCCUUCAGAAUAUUGUCAAGAAGCAGCUUAAAAUUUAUCUUGUUGGGUGUAAGUUUGGGUGUCAAGAAGAUUUUUAUGACUACCCUCUCCCAUCAUCGCAAUUGGGUAUCUUGAAAGUAUCUGGGUUAGGAAGAGAGAAGCUUGUCUACUGCUUAAACGAUGUUGCUAGCAAGUGCUACUUAAUGCCAGAUGGGAACCAUUUUUUGUGUGUGCCCAUCCUUCACUCUUCAGAGUUGAUGUGAUGGGCACUUUUCACGAGUCAAGUUCCUGCUCUCAUUGUACUCA
Messenger RNA from Thrips palmi, 1996 nucleotides. RefSeq lists its product as uncharacterized. The coding region runs from base 940 to 1953 and encodes 337 amino acids. The transcript has a single exon. The record is from RefSeq and is a predicted model, not a curated record. NCBI's taxonomy places the organism in Eukaryota, Metazoa, Arthropoda, Insecta, Thysanoptera, Thripidae.